AUCCGUCGUGCAUCCAGUGGAGCAAGUGGAACGUUGGGAAUGUUUGGAAGUAUAUGUGCAAAUAAAUUUGAUUAUAUGUGUCAAAACAAAUAGGAAAAACCAUAGUCAGGCAGGCAGCCAGUUCAACUAGAGACGCACGACACAUCGUGUGUAUGUGCUGUGCGCUUCGUUCACGAUUUCAAGCAAAUUUAAAGAAAAAAAUAUAUAAAUUCAACACAGAAAUAAUCGAAGAAGAAAAGAACAACAGCAAAAACAGUCAACCUGAACGCGCGACGCAGCUCAACGUCACAUAAAUUAUUUUUGUUGUUUUAGUUGUAGUUUCGAAUUAGAAUUUUCCGUUCGCUCGAAAACAGUGCUAAUUGAGAGUCGUGUCGAAUUUGGUGAAAUAAAACGAGGAAAAAAAAAAUUCGCAAUUAUGACGCGUUGCAACUGUGUCAAUGUGAAUUGAAAAAGGCGAUAAAUAAGUUCAAAGACAAGUGGAUCUUAAAAAGCACAGAGAGAGAGAGAGAGAGAGAGAGAGAGAGAGAGAGAAAGAGGGGGGCGAGUUUAAUCUGAUUUGUUGAUGUGCAAUUUGAUUUUCAGAUUUCCCCCGUACUAUCAAUGAAAGUAUCAAUCAAAUAAAUCAUACGCGUGCUCAAUCCAAUAAUAUUGAUUGGUUCGAUUGAAAUUCAUGCAGAAAAAUAUGCUUUUGCUUACAAAUUAAUUUGUAAAGUGAUUUUGAUUUUUUUUUAUCGUUUCGUCUUCGUCGUCGUCGUGGCCGCCUUGUGUCGACUCAAUGGAAUUUUUUUUGAUUGUUUAUUUUCGAUAUGUUUCGAGAAGAUUGAGUGGCAUUCUCGAGCAAAGUACAUGAUAUAACUCGUGUUUGUGUGUUUGCCAAUUUCCAAAUAUUGUUCGUUUAAACGAACCCAAAAUUGAAUAAUUUAUUCGUGGAAUUUUUGUCUUGUUGUCGAUUUAUCAAGUGUGGAAAUAUUUUUUUUUCAAAUAUGAUGCGUGUCAUACGAAGGGUGAACAGUCCAAGUGAUUGUGAUGAAAUUGGCAAAUGCUCGUCAAUAAUGGCAACGUCGCGCGUAAAACUGACAUCGAUACGAUCAAAGUUGCCAUUGUUUUAUGGGGCUGCUGGUAUUUUUUUGUGUGAUAUAAUUGCUAAGGUGAAUUGUGAAUCAACCGAUAUUGAAUUAGACGCAAAAGCCACUCUACUACACCGCAUCGAUAGCUUCAAUCUUUUAGUGUACACGUUCUUAUUGACGUUGACAAUUCUAACAAUAUGGUUAUUCAAACAUCAUCGGGUCAGUUGGCUGCAUGAAACUGGUUUGGCCAUUAUUUACGGUUUAUUCGUUGGUGCAUUAAUACGAUACGCUGCCAGUAAAACAACAACCACGCAUCUAGAAGUUACACCGAACGUCACGUUCCCAACAUAUAACCAGACUCUUCCACCUGAUACACUAUGGCUUACCUUUCCGGGAAGUUUGCCCAGUAUCAAUGUGCCGAAUCAAACAUAUGCUUACUCGUUUCGUGGGCAAAUGGUGAAUAAGGAUGAGAAUGGUAUCGAUUUAAAGGCCAUUUUCGAUCCAGAAAUCUUCUUCAACAUCAUUCUACCACCGAUUAUUUUCUACGCUGGAUAUUCGCUCAAACGGAAAUAUUUCUUCCGUAAUUUGGGCGCUAUUUUAACAUUUGCUAUCAUUGGAACGGCCAUCUCAGCCCUGCUCAUCGGAUCACUUAUGUAUGUUGCCAUCCAAUUUUUACCGGGCAAUCUGAACUUUACUUUUCUGGAUACACUCUACUUUGGUGCACUGAUAUCGCCGACGGAUCCACUAACCAUACUAGCGAUAUUCAGCGCGUUACACGUCGACGUCAAUUUGUAUGCGCUGGUGUUUGGUGAGAGUGUACUGAACGAUGCCGUUGCCAUUGUUAUGAGCAGUUCAAUUCAAAAGUACGAUAAGCAUUAUUCGAGCUCGGGUGGUUUUGAAGCGGGCGCAUUCUUUCACUCGGUCGGCGAUUUUUGUCGCAUUUUCUCGCUAUCGCUAUUGAUUGGUGCGGUCAUGGGGUGUGCAACAGCGUUAAUGACCAAAUUUACACGAAUCCGUGACUUUCCACUACUUGAAUCGGCAUUGUUUGUCCUUAUGUCAUAUUCAACGUUUCUCAUCGCCGAAGUGAGCGAACUAACAGGAAUUGUUUCCGUCUUAUUUUGUGGCAUUUGCCAAGCACAUUAUACGUACAAUAAUCUAUCGGACGAUUCAAGACUGCGAACCAAGCAAAUCUUUGAGUUGUUAAAUUUCCUCGCGGAGAAUUUCAUUUUUUCAUACAUUGGCGUAUCCAUGUUCACCUUUCCAAAGCAUCAUUUCGAUUUGUGGUUCAUUACCACGGGAUUUAUUUGUGCAAUGAUUGGUCGCGCAGCAAACAUUUAUCCACUUUCAUUUCUACUGAACCUGGGACGUAAACCGAAAAUUCCUAUCCAUUUUCAGCAUAUGCUCUUUUUUGCUGGCUUGAGAGGUGCCAUGUCUUUCGCAUUAGCCAUUCGUAACACGGUAUCAGAAGCGCGACAAGCGAUGCUGACAACAACUUCGUUGAUUGUGAUCGUGACGGUCAUAACUCAAGGCGGUGCGGCGAAUUAUUUGCUCAAAUUUUUCCAAAUACCAAUCGGCGUGGAAGAUGAGACUGAAGCUCUGAACCAUCAUGAGGGUCGCAAUGAUAUUGAACAUGGAGCGUCACCAGAUGGUCCAAACGUUUCGACAGUGCCAAAGAAAUGCGAGAAAGCGCUAUUAGCUAGGAUUUGGGGCAAUUUCGAUAAAAAUUAUAUGAAGCCGUUGUUAACGCAUUCCCGGCCCACGUUGCUGGAAACGUUGCCGGUGUGCUGUAAUCCACUCGCUCGAUUGCUAACAACGACGGAACAAUUGACGCAGAAUUUUCAUUAGCGGUAUACCUUCGUAGAAACCAAGCAAGAAAAAACAAAUGAACUUUCAAGGUUUUUAGUUUAGUAAUAUGGGUCGUUUUCAUUUUGCAUGAAUAAUAAUGAUUUGUUCAAAUCCCCGCCCCUUUAACUAACCGAAUGAUAAAAUUGGUUCAAAAACAAAACAAUUUGCCAUAUUUCCCUUCAAAAUCUAACACAAAUUCUAAUCUAACAACAUCAAAAUCAUAUUAUUUCUGCAUGUAUUCGACAACGAUGCUUUCAAAAACGCAAAAGGAACGAACGAAUAUUCGACACUCCGAUUCGGAUUCCGAUCUCUGCAUUAAUGACAACGAUGACUAUCGUUCGGGCAGCAUAAGUGGCAGCACGCUAAAUAAUAACAUCGGCACGCUUGAUUCACGCGUAAGACGCAGUUCGAAUGGUCGUGUAAGUAUUCGUUUGGUGUCGGACGAACAGAGCACAAUAUUGGCCACGUACAAAAAUGUCGAUCACUGAAAUGGAAUUUAGUGAAGACACACACACACACAUACAACACACCACUAUUCUAAUGCCGCAACACUCUAACUAAAGUUACAAAGAAAAAUCAAACCAAAUGGAUAUGGUCUCUAGUCAUUCUGAAAUUUUAUCAAAAAUAGAAUACUAACCGAAAAUUUAACCAAAAUGUAAGGAUUUUCUACUUUCUAUAGUUCAAAACAUCGAGCAUUAAUAUACAUACUAUUUUUCUGGGUUGCUUUUUAACAAAACGCUUGAAAUUACCAAAUUCACCGAAUAAGGAUCGAUGCCUUCACACUAUACUAACGCCAACGCUUCAUUCAUUAUUUUCAUUUCUUGUAUUUUUUUCAGUUUUUUUCCAUCUUGUGUUCGUUCAUUUCAUUUAGUAUUUUCAUUUUUUUGUGUUUUUUUUUCUUUCAUUUUAUGUUUUUCAGGUUAAACCGUGAACAUUUCGACGUGCGCCAGUUUUGCUUAUUUUUGCUUGUGCAUACAAAUGAUUUUGGUGACAUUUAUGUUUGAUUCAGCCAAUCAAUUCUGUUUUUGAUUCCGAAUCAUAUUCAUAUUCAAAAUCAUUUAACCAGAAAUUGUAGAUAUUUAAAAGAAAAAGUCUGUUUAUGCUUACCCAUCAAGACAAAUGUGAUCAUUUUUCUGCAUUAUGAAGGUUAACCUUCACAACUUUUUUGUGUUUUGCAAAAAAAAAAAAAAAAAAAAAGAAUACGAGGAAAUAGUGUGUUUGAUAGGCCUGUUAUUUCACACAUCGAAAUCGGAUAUUCUUGCAAAAAGAAUAUUGAACUAAAGAUAUGCGUUGUUUGCAUCGAAGCGAAAAUUUGUUAAAUGAAUAUUGGUCAGUUUAAAUUAAAAUGUGUGUCAAUUCAGGCACAAUCAAACACACUCCUUCAGCAAGUUUUUUUUUGUAGAAAUUUUGUGUGAAGAAAAAAGAAAAAUGUGAAAAUCUAAUGUAAUUAGAAUGUUAUUUGCACAUGAAAGACGAUUGACUUGAAUUAUGAUUCAAAUGAAUAAAAAAGAAAUAAAACAGAAUUUUUUUUUUUGUUAAGACAAAUUGAAUUAGAAUUUUGAGUGAGUUUUAACGCAUUGGAAAGGAUCAGGGACCUGUGUUACCAAUUUACAAAAAAAAACAACCAACUGUUAACAUUUUUGCUUUAUUUUAUUUCAUUUGUUUUAAUUUAUUUGUUAUGGUUUAUACAUUAUUGUGAUUUCUUUUGUUGUUUACACCUAAAGUUCCACCAUUUGAACAGUUUUAGAAACUGAAACAGAAACCAUCUAUUCAACACCAAAACUGUUUCUCUCAUUAGAAUUGAAGGGCUCAAGUGUGAAAUGAUAAAAUUAAGGAUAUUUAAAAUGAAAGAAAUAAUAAUUUAAAUUGGGUGAAUCAACAUAAUUUAGACUUUAUUUUGUUAGGGUGGUUGUGACAAACAGAAAGUGAAAAAAAAAUAAUCUAGGUAAAAUGAAACAAUGAAUUGAGAAUGUUCAACAUUCGAAUAUUUCAAUGGAUUCUUGUUCAAAACGUAUGGUAUUGUUGUUUUGGUAUUAAGACAGAGAGAAAGAAAUAAAAACCAAUCUAUUUAGUCUUAAUUCAUUUAAAAUAUGUUACUACUGCAUUAAAUUCUAUUGUUUAACUGUAUAAGAAGAUGUAUUUAUUUAUGAGUGUGACUCAACAUACAUAUAAUAUAUUUUCAUCCUGUUUCGAAUGAAUGCCACUUUCGUUCCACAUUCCAUCGGAAUAUUGGCUUCAGAGAAUGGGUAAAAUAUUAAAUGGCAUUUCGGAAUCUGUCCAAAUUUGUUUAUUGCAUCGAUUGAGAGCACAGAAUUUCGUUUGCUAAAUAAAAUGCCGUCAAAACAGAAGUGCAUUCAAAAUGCCUACUUCUUUUUUUAUGAAUCAAAAAACACUUUUGAAACAACUCAAACUAUAUAAUGCCUGAAGAAUCUAUUAGACUUAUUCAAAUUUUAGUGUGUUUUGACAUGGAUAGAUAUGAAGUAAAGAAGGGAAAUAAAAUUUAGUUGUUAAUUACAAGAGAAUGUGAAUCCUGUUGUGAAUUGCUAAACUCAAAGAAAAACAUUUACAAAUUAAAUUCAAUAAAAUUGUCUAUUGAACCUAAA
Molecule: messenger RNA, 5515 nt
Organism: Sitodiplosis mosellana (orange wheat blossom midge)
Lineage: Eukaryota; Metazoa; Arthropoda; Insecta; Diptera; Cecidomyiidae
Gene: Nhe3
Product: sodium/hydrogen exchanger 6
Exons: 13
Coding region: 984-2912 (642 amino acids)
Biological process (GO): regulation of pH; sodium ion transport; proton transmembrane transport
Cellular component (GO): membrane; recycling endosome
Molecular function (GO): sodium:proton antiporter activity
Source: RefSeq, a predicted model, not a curated record